GGAGUUUAAUGUACCAAAAGUCCAACCACUGAAUCCCAACAAAAACACAAUUACCCACUUUAUACCCACCACUGUCUACUCUGUUUUCUCCAUUUAUAAACCUUACAGAUUGCUAGUUUUUGUUUAACCUUAUCUCUCUCACUCUCACAUGCUCUCUCUGUCUUUAUGACCACAUAAAUAAUCAUUACUAGUUCCUUGUGAAGCUAUAACACCAAAUCAUUGAAUUCCAACUCCACUUUCUCUUUUCUUGAUUCUUUACUGAGCAAACUCAAUUUCUUUCAAUCAUGGCAGUUGACCUACAAAGUACAGAUUCUUUAUGGCUUUCUUCUGAAUCCCAGUUUUUUACUGAAGAGAACAGUAGCAGUAACUGCAACAACAAACCCAUUAACGAAACCUGCUUUUCUUCUUCUUCUUCUUCUUCUUCUUCUUGUUUUAGUUCCUCUGAUUCUGGUUCUGCUUUGAGCUCACCAGUUGAGUCAGAACAGGGUUCCACCAAGUCAGAAAGUGACCAAGGCGACGAUUACACUGCUGAGUUGACUCGCCAAAUGGCUCACUACAUGCUUCAAGAUGAUGAGAAUAGACAUGAAAAUGAGUCUAGGCAAGCUCUAAUUGAUUACCAAAUAAAAGCUAUUCAAAUUAUGAAACAAAAACAGGAGUCUUUCUGUCGGGGACAAAGAGCCAAUGGGUAUAAUAAUAAACAACAAGUUGGGAAAUUUCAUCAAAGUAAAGGGAGAGGUUUUAGUGGACAAAAGUUUUCAUGGCCUAAUUUGCCACAGAAACAAAGAACUGGUUCUGAUAUGACAGCAGUUUUUCUUGGUGAUCAUUCUGGUGUAAAAACUGGAUCUUGUGGUACUGGAGUAUUCUUGCCAAGAGGAAUUGACAACACUUGUGAGCCGCGCAAGAAAUCAGGGUGUUCUCCUGUUCUUAUACCAGCAAAAGUAGUUCAAGCCCUGAAACUUCAAUUUGACAGAAUGGGUGUUGAAUCAAGAUUUCAUGGUUCUAAGUUCCCUGUCCAAUAUGAUGGGUUAACACUUGAUGCGAGCUAUGGCCGGCAAAUCCAGAAGAAGAGCCAAGCCUGGACGGAGCCGGCAAUGAACCAUCAAGAGAUGGGUCUACCUCAAGAAUGGACUUAUUGACUGGAAAAGCAAAUGGCAAUAGAGCACAUGACUCAACCCUCACUUCUAAUAUAAUAUAAUUCAAUCUCUCUCUCUCACACAGACACUCAACAGUCAUAUACAAUGGUGUUUUGGAUGCUUUUGCUAUCGAAAAGGAUUUGCAGACAAAUAGAGAAGAGGGAAAGGACAGAUCUUGGUAAAAAAAUUCAAGAAUUUAGGGAAACAACACUGAAUAGGACGAAAUUAUCCUAAAUGGGAUAUAUAUUUUUUCUUUUUAUAGUUAUUUUCUUUUUUAAGUUAGGAUUUAGAUUAGGAAGUGAAAAUAAUUGUCUUUGAAAGAGACAAAAACAGAGCUCUGUCCCAUCUUCUGUGUGGUUGCUGGCUGAUUAUUAUUUAUUAAUAAUUAAUAAUAGACAAGUAGUGUUAUGUAAUUAUGUAUUUUAUACAGUUCUUGUAAUAAUUCAGCUGUCAGCAAUAGUUUCAUAUUGGAAGUCAA
Messenger RNA from Jatropha curcas, 1611 nucleotides. RefSeq lists its product as uncharacterized. NCBI's taxonomy places the organism in Eukaryota, Viridiplantae, Streptophyta, Magnoliopsida, Malpighiales, Euphorbiaceae. The record is from RefSeq and is a predicted model, not a curated record.